AUGUCCUCAAAUGAAAGGCCCCAGCAUCUUGAGCCGUCAAAGCUUGGCACAAAACAAUACUGGGAUGACCUUUACACGAAUGAGAUAACAAACCACGCUGCUGAUCCCUCCGACAUAGGAACUGUUUGGUUUGACGAUUCAGAUGCUGAAGCAAAGAUCCUCGAGUUCCUAGACGGUCUGCUUGACCCCUCUGACCCGGACUCACCUGUCCUCUCCCACGACACCACCACCUUUCUCGACCUUGGCUGCGGCAACGGUUCUCUUCUAUUCUCCCUCCGCCAAGAGGAUUGGUCUGCACGAGCUCUUGGUGUGGACUACAGCCCCCAAAGCAUUGCACUUGCGCGACAAAUUACCACCACAAAAGACGACCUUGAGAAGCCUGUCGAGUUCGAAGAGUGGGAUCUUAUAGCUGGACCAUACAGCCCUGUCCUUAACGGCGAGCAGACCGAGGGCUGGGAUGUGGUACUGGACAAGGGCACCUUCGAUGCCAUCUCUCUGAGCGACGAGAAAGAUGCUCAAGGACGACGGCUAUGCGAAUGUUAUCGAGAGCGAGUCCUGCCCCUUGUUCGCAAGGGUGGCAUCUUCUUGGUGACAAGCUGCAACUGGACCGAGACGGAGCUGAGAGGCUGGUUCGAAAAGACCAGCGAAGAAGGGUUUCAAGUCGUUGGCAGAGUUGAAUAUCGUUCCUUCAGCUUUGGAGGCCAUAAAGGCCAAACAAUCAGCACACUCUGCUUCCGCAGAGUAUAG
Messenger RNA from Fusarium tjaetaba, 747 nucleotides. Its product is annotated as s-adenosylmethionine-dependent methyltransferase. The record is from RefSeq and is a predicted model, not a curated record. Bases 1 to 747 code for a protein of 248 amino acids. The transcript is spliced from 2 exons. NCBI's taxonomy places the organism in Eukaryota, Fungi, Ascomycota, Sordariomycetes, Hypocreales, Nectriaceae. Gene Ontology annotation, molecular function: protein-lysine N-methyltransferase activity. Gene Ontology annotation, cellular component: cytoplasm. Gene Ontology annotation, biological process: peptidyl-lysine monomethylation; peptidyl-lysine dimethylation.